Saprolegnia diclina VS20 is the source of this 1647-nucleotide messenger RNA. RefSeq lists its product as hypothetical. The transcript is spliced from 11 exons. Gene Ontology annotation, cellular component: membrane. The coding region runs from base 39 to 1601 and encodes 520 amino acids. The record is from RefSeq and is a predicted model, not a curated record. Gene Ontology annotation, biological process: potassium ion transmembrane transport. Gene Ontology annotation, molecular function: voltage-gated potassium channel activity. Lineage: Eukaryota; Oomycota; Saprolegniomycetes; Saprolegniales; Saprolegniaceae.
ACCGGUUCUAACUUUACUUCAGGUCAGAGUGCUUCUGCAUGCCGACGUGGUCAGGCGUUGGACCUGCGUCCAUCGAAACGACGCGGAUCACGGCGCUCUCCGACUCGGCGCUGCUCUUAUCCCGCGUGCUGGAGCGAGAGACGCGAAAGCAGAGCGUCAUCAAGCGCGUGCGGCAACCCGCAGGGCGGCGCCCCGCCCAAUCCACGCUCUUGCGCAAGGACUCCUCGUCUCGCGGCUGGAACCUUCUCCGCAAGGUGUCGAUCUCAAAAACGAUCACUGACGCGCGCCGCGGGUCUGGCCACGGUCUGCCCUACAUUCGCGUCGAGUCCCGCAUUGCGGGCGUGCGACGCAGGAUUUGGACCAUGUUCAACGACCCCAUGUCCUCGCUUUUGGGUCGGUACAUUUCAUUUGUGCUGCUGUGCGCAGUCUUUGCCGGCAGCCUCAUUUUUGUCCUUCAAACCGAGCCGUCGCUGAGCACGUUUGCCGAGCAGCUCACGACCGCCGAGCAUGUGUGCAUUUACCUCUUCUCGGUCGAGUUUGUCGUCCGCGUGGCGUGUGCCCCCCAUUACGUGUCGUUUUUUCUGGAUAUUUUCAACUGGAUUGACCUCGUGUCCGUCAUGCCUUUUUAUCUGGAGCUCAUGCUCAACAUGAAAAGCGCCUCGUCGGUCGGUGUCAUUCGCAUCAUGCGCUUGCUGCGCGUUGCGCGCAUCCUCAAACUCUCGCGGUAUACGUCGUCGAUUCAAACAUUCAUGCGCGCCAUCACGCUCAGUGCCAAGCCCCUCUUUAUGCUCCUCUUCUUGAUGGCGAUCGCCAUGAUGGUUUUUUCAAGCGCCAUGUACUUUGCAGAGUACACUGAGAGCGGGUGUCGAUUGGCGCAGUACUCCAAGGUUUGUUCCCUCAACCAAGUGCCGUUGCCCCCGGAUCCGUGCUGCGACCCCAACCCGUUUUACAGCAUUGCGGCGGCGUUUUGGUGGUGCAUUGUGUCGAUGACCACGGUCGGCUACGGCGACGACGUGCCUGUGACGCCCCUCGGGAAGCUCAUUGCAUCGUUCACGAUGAUGUCGGGCAUGCUCAUCCUCGCCUUACCGAUCAGCGUCAUUGGCUCCAAUUUUCAGCAAGUCAUGAAGGAGGCACUUCAGUCGACGAUGAAGACCAACAUGGCGCUGGUCACGGGCAAAGAGGUCUUACGGCGGGACGAGAUCAAGGAGAUCUUACGCAGCUACAACAUUGUCGGCGAGCACAUUAAUAUCAACCCGGACGAACUCAUUGCGCUGUACGACGUCAACCACACGGGCACUUUGGAAGACAACGAGCUGCGACGCUUUCAACAUGACCUGGAAGAGCUGCACAAGACGAUGGAAAUGCAUCAAAUGCACAUUGCACCGACGCUACACGACAAGUCGCGACGGUUCACGCAAGCUGCGACGCUCUCACGCCUGCAACAGGCAACGGACGAGAAGGACGAGCACAUGGACAUGCUCGACGAACUCAUCGAGAUGCGACUUCUCGAGUCCGAAGUGCGCAUUGAAGCGCAGCUCAACAAGAUUGUCAACCUCCUCGCGGGGCUCGAGAAGCGCGUCGAGCUGCUUCAAAUGUCCUAGUUGUGUCAUCCUUUCUGGUCAAUCUAACUUACAAGCACGUCGUCGG